CAAUCAUAACAAUCAUAACAAAACAAAAACAAAACUUUUUUUUUAAAAAUUUAUUUAUUUUUUUGGUCUUCAAAGACAUUCACAUCAAUCAGUUGGUCAUCACAUCUCUCUCUCUCUCUCUCUCUCUCUCUCUCUCUCUCUCUGUCUUUGAUGAGAGACAACCAAAAGAGUUGAUCCAUUAAAUUGUUUAGACAAUUGUUUUAUCUAUUGGCCAGCGAUUCCCGCCGGAAGCGGCGCCCGACCAAUAAUGUUGCCGACAAACAUGCGAUCACCGAAGUGUUCACCGAUGGCUCCGCCGCCGCCACCGAUUCAAGACUUUUCUCAGCGACGGUCGCAUAAAGAUCUGUACAAAACGUCUCCCAAUUGGCAACUAAUGUAUAAAAAGCAAUGUUUGUCACAAUUGAAUGACCGCCGUAUGGCUAGCCGUUCGCGACUUGUCGAACGGUUCCGCAACAUAGACAUCAACGAUAAGUUGACGACUACUGCCGCCGCCGAUGAUAAUAAUGACCUAAAGCUGGCGGAGGCGGUGGCCAAUGAACGCCAAUCAAUGGUCGAUGAAGUAAUGCGCGACGUUUGGCAACAGUUUACCAGACAAUCAACGGCUGCUGAGGAGUUGUUGCCAUCAGUUGUUGGCCACCAAUCGCUAGAUAUGAUGAGCGAUCUAAUGGAACAAAUACGACAAGAGUUGCUCAUCGAAGAGGGCAACUAUUGGGAAGACCUACUCGAUAGGCGCGACAGAGAGCACAUGGAGUGGCUGUUGGCCUCAAAUGGCUAUUAA
Messenger RNA from Oppia nitens, 778 nucleotides. RefSeq lists its product as uncharacterized. The transcript has 3 exons. The record is from RefSeq and is a predicted model, not a curated record. Lineage: Eukaryota; Metazoa; Arthropoda; Arachnida; Sarcoptiformes; Oppiidae. The coding region runs from base 248 to 778 and encodes 176 amino acids.